UUCAAGACUUAAAGCAUAUAAAACAAAAAGUCUUCCUUGCUAACGUUUCAGUCUACUUAAGGAUUAGAGCGCGGUUCCACUUAUCUUUGUUCUGAAAACCCUCAAUCUUGCUGUAUUCUGAUCGGUAAAAUCACAGGCACCGGCUUUCGACUUACCGCCAUGGCAGUACAGAGUAUGUCAGGUCCUGGAAAUUCGAUGUUAUAUUCAUUCCUCCUUUUUGUCAUUACACUUUCACUUCAACAAAUGUACAAGGAAAAGUUGGCAUCAACAGAAUUGUUUACAAUUUUUGGUGGCUUCGUUAGCUCCCUUAUUUUUCUUCUUGUCUUAACGUUUAUUGGCAAUUUCCAGGAAACAAUGGGUGUUAGAACUGGCUGGGGAGCUGCAUUGUUGGCAGAAUUUGUUGCACUUGUGACUGCUGGUAGCGUGCACAGAGUGUGCAUCACUACUUGCUUCUUGUUCUCCGUGGGGCUUCUCUAUGAAGUGAAUAAGCUUUCUGGUAUUUUGAAUCGGAAGGUAGAAGCAAAGAGCAAAAAGUAUAUCUGAGCUAAAAAGGCCCUGUCGCUACAAGCAAAAAAAUGUUUGUACAAAAGGGAUUUCUUUUAGCAGAAGGCCAAUGGUUUAUGGAUGAUUUUUUAACCCUUCAUCUGUUUUUUCAGUUCUGCCUUGUGUCCGAGGGAAUUAAGAGGGUUAGGUUCAUAGUCAAUGUGAGACUCAUUAGAUAAUUGAAUUUUGGACGUGCCACAGUAAUCAUUUGCAUAGAUAAUUACAUCAUUGGAUCAGAGGUAUGAUUGAAGCUAAAUAACAAAAACUAUAGGUAUUGUUGGUAACGGUAUUCCUCUGAUACAGACACCCAAUUGGUAUAAAGAAAAUGAAACUACAGCUCUAUUAGUUCAAUAAUGUCAAAAUUUUGCAGGAUGUAUAA
This is a messenger RNA of Cryptomeria japonica (Japanese cedar), 922 nucleotides long. RefSeq lists its product as uncharacterized. Lineage: Eukaryota; Viridiplantae; Streptophyta; Pinopsida; Cupressales; Cupressaceae. The coding region runs from base 160 to 543 and encodes 127 amino acids. The transcript is spliced from 5 exons. The record is from RefSeq and is a predicted model, not a curated record.